Molecule: messenger RNA, 1602 nt
Organism: Fraxinus pennsylvanica
Lineage: Eukaryota; Viridiplantae; Streptophyta; Magnoliopsida; Lamiales; Oleaceae
Source: the annotation of a GenBank genome assembly
AUGUCGACAGCGGAAGUUCCUGGGCGACGACGCGGCGACUUACUUGAAGAUUUCUCAUUUGCGUCCUCAGUCGCCUUCCCAUUAGCUUCUGGAAGAUCUGAGAGCGACAGUGGUUUUCAGCAGUGGUGCCAUCGGAACAAUUAUCCAUGGCAACCAUCUGAAUCUGAAAGAGAAUUUCUUGAUCACACGCUCAUGUUCUUCCAUGGGACUAAUAAUCCAAGAAAGAGAGGUAGAGAUCCUCAGCCUUUUUCAUCUGAAUUCGAUACCGACCUUCACUUAUCCUUUGGAAGACAAAAACAAUUGCGAAGAUCACAAUCAGUUAAUUCUUGUUCAAUAAUGGCACAAAACUUGUCUCACCAUAUCAAACAACAGCGCAAUGAACUCCAGAAUCUCCUUCAAGCACAGACAGUGGCAGACUCGGAAGCGCAAAGGCUGAGAGAGAAAGAGACGGAACUAAAGAAGGCGGCGCAGCUAAACUCCAUCCUGGAAGCGCAGGCAGGGCAGAUAAAUGCUGAAGUGCAAAUGUGGCAGGCUAGGGCGAGGGAGCAGGAGGUCACAGCGGCGAUGCUACCGGCACAGCUGCUGCAGGCUGUGAAGGGGUGCAGUGCACAUCAGGUACAGAUGGAUGCAGGAAAUGAGGUAGGAUGCACCGUGGGUGAUGUGGACGAUGUAGAAUCGCAGUACAUUGACCCAGACCGAGUUGUUGAGUUGACUGGGCCGAGUUGCAAGAGAUGCCGGUGGCAUGACGCCUCGGUAAAAAUGGGAUCUUUUAGUGGGUUAGGAAUUGGGUUGAGUCUUGUAUUUGGUUUUAUUCUAAUUGGUCUUGUGGCAGAGCUAUGCUAUUUGCUAUGGUGGAAGAAGAGAAUAACGAGUAGCAGGGGAGAAAUUGAAAGUUUUUCUUGUCUGUUUUGCUGGAAGAAGCCUUAUUCUGUAAACAGUAGCCAAGAACAGACAAAUACAGUGAAAAAUCCAGCAGAAUCCAUUAAUAGGCAUGAGGAAAUUGACCUAGAAUUAGGGUCAAGCAAAGAUUUGCUAUUGAAAGGGUACGGUGAAGAUGGCGUUGAAACUGAACUGAUGAGGCUGCACAAUCUUUGGGGGCCCCCAAGAUUUCUCUUCACAAUCAAGGAAGAAAGCAAGGAGGAUUUGGAGUCUGAUGAUGGGAAAUCAAAGGGUGAUAGAAGUAGCAGAAAAGGAUCAAGAACAAGAAGUUUGAGUGAUCUUUUUAUUGGCGUAGAUGGAACUGGCACACCAUAUUUAACCCCUAUUUCUUCACCCUCUGUUAAGGCUUUUGAUUCUUGUUAUAACCAUGGAUUUAAUCCUCUUUUUGAAUCAUUAUCAGAGGCUGAAGUUAAUAGAUUAAGAUCUUCACCUCCUCCAAAAUUCAAGUUCUUGAAGGAUGCAGAAGACAAGUUAUUUAGAAGAUUGCUAAUGGAAGAAGCUGAGAAAAGAAGGGUGGGGUUUUCAAAUUUGAGUGAAGAAGAAAAGAAUGGUUCUUUCAUGUCAUUUAUCAAUAAGAGCCAUAACAAAGAAUCACAGGUACUUCCAUUGGCUUCUUCUCCAACAUUCAGACCAGAACUUGACAAAAAAUCAUCAGGGAAGUAG